AUGCCUCAGGAACAGUACACACACCACCGGAACGCCAUGCCCGGCUCCGAGGGGCCACAAGUAUACAAAGUGGGGAUUUACGGCUGGCGGAAAAGAUGCCUGUAUUUCUUUGUCCUGCUCCUCAUGAUUUUAAUACUGGUGAAUUUGGCCAUGACCAUCUGGAUUCUCAAAGUCAUGAACUUUACAAUUGAUGGAAUGGGAAACUUGAGGAUCACAGAAAAAGGUCUCAGGCUAGAAGGAGACUCAGAAUUCUUACAACCUCUCUACGCCAAAGAAAUCCGGUCCCGACCAGGUAAUGCCCUGUACUUCAAAUCUGCCAGAAAUGUUACAGUGAACAUUCUCAAUGACCAGACUAAAGUGCUAACUCAGCUAAUAACAGGUCCAAAAGCAGUAGAGGCUUAUGGCAAAAAGUUUGAGGUGAAAACCGUUUCUGGAAAAUUGCUCUUCUCUGCAGAUGAUGAUGAAGUAGUAGUAGGAGCUGAAAGAUUAAGAGUUUUAGGAGCGGAGGGCACAGUGUUCCCUAAAUCUAUAGAAACACCUAAUGUCAGGGCAGACCCCUUCAAGGAACUAAGGUUGGAGUCUCCGACCCGGUCUCUGGUGAUGGAGGCCCCAAAAGGAGUAGAAAUCAAUGCAGAGGCUGGCAACAUGGAAGCUACCUGCAGAACAGAGCUGAGACUGGAGUCCAAAGAUGGAGAGAUUAAGUUAGAUGCUGCGAAAAUCAAACUACCUAGACUGCCUCACGGAUCCUACACGCCUACAGGAACGAGGCAGAAAGUCUUCGAGAUCUGCGUCUGCGCCAACGGGAGAUUAUUCCUGUCCCAGGCAGGAACUGGGUCCACUUGUCAGAUAAACACAAGUGUCUGCCUUUGAGAGACUAUCCAUAGUGGACAUUGUUGGCAGCAUAAAGGCCUUUUUUGGCUUUAGACACUGACUGCCAGCUAUUUUUACUAGAACACAGAAAGCCUAUCAAAGACCUUUUGCGUGUGUGUGUGCGCGUGUGUGGAUGUACGCUCGAGUGUGUUUGCUGUGUGGGUGGAUAUAAAAAUAUAUAAAUAUAUAUAAAUAAAUAUAUAUAUAUCCUCUGUAU
Molecule: messenger RNA, 1087 nt
Organism: Propithecus coquereli (Coquerel's sifaka)
Lineage: Eukaryota; Metazoa; Chordata; Mammalia; Primates; Indriidae
Gene: SGCD
Product: sarcoglycan, delta (35kDa dystrophin-associated glycoprotein)
Exons: 7
Coding region: 1-870 (289 amino acids)
Biological process (GO): cardiac muscle tissue development; heart contraction
Cellular component (GO): sarcoglycan complex; sarcolemma
Source: RefSeq, a predicted model, not a curated record